AUGUCCAAGGUCAUUACUAUUUUUGGCGCCACCGGUAACCAGGGUGGUUCGGUCAUCGACGCCAUUCUCGGCGAUCCUAACCUCUCCAAGGAAUUCAAGGUCCGGGGCAUCACCCGUGACACCACCAAGAAAACUGCACAGGACCUUGUCAAGCGCGGUGUCGAUGUUGUCUCGGCUGAUAUGGACUCCGUCGACUCUCUCACCGCGGCGCUGAAGGGAUCACACACUGUCUUCCUCGUCACCAACUACUGGGAGACCAUGAACGCCGACGUCGAGUACUCCCAUGGCAAGAAUGUCACCGAUAUCGCCAAGGCCGUAGGUGUUUCCCACCUGAUCUUCUCAUCUCUCCACCAUGUCACCGAGGAGACCAAGGGCCGUCUCGCCAAUGUUCCUCACUUCGAUAGCAAGGCCAAUAUCGAGAAGUACAUUCGUGCUUCCGGCGUUGGAUGCAGCUUUGUCCUUCCUGGUUACUACAUGAGCAACUUCACCCAGAUGCUCGUCCGUGCCGAGGAUGGCUCGUACCAGCUCUUCUACCCCGUUGGAAAGCAGGCUAAGUUCCCUCUCUUCGAUGCUGCCCAGGAUACAGGUCUCUUUCUGAAGAACAAGCAGAUUUUGGCCGCUACCGAGUACUGCACUCCCGAUGAGAUCGUGGACACCUUCUCCAAGGUCACUGGCAAGAAGGCCGUCUUUAUUCAAGUCUCUCCCGAGCAAUACAAGGCCUCCCUGCCUGAUAAUAUGGCCAACGAGGUCCUCGACAACCACCUGUUUGUGGAAGAGCCUGGCUACUACCUCGGAGAGCCCCUCGAGCCCAGUCUGAGCCUCGUCGAUACCAAGCCUACUUCCUGGGAGGAGUUUUUGCAGAAGAACAUAUCCGCUUGGAAAUAG
Messenger RNA from Penicillium verrucosum, 885 nucleotides. Its product is annotated as NmrA/HSCARG family protein. NCBI's taxonomy places the organism in Eukaryota, Fungi, Ascomycota, Eurotiomycetes, Eurotiales, Aspergillaceae. Bases 1 to 885 code for a protein of 294 amino acids. The record is from RefSeq and is a predicted model, not a curated record. The transcript is spliced from 4 exons.